Messenger RNA from Phytophthora sojae, 165 nucleotides. RefSeq lists its product as hypothetical. The transcript is spliced from 2 exons. Lineage: Eukaryota; Oomycota; Peronosporomycetes; Peronosporales; Peronosporaceae. The record is from RefSeq and is a predicted model, not a curated record. The coding region runs from base 1 to 165 and encodes 54 amino acids.
AUGCAGCUCACCAAAGUGCUCGCCAUCGCCGCCGUCGCCGCCAUGAUGUGCUUCGCUCCUGCCACCGCCAGCGUGGACGUUAAGGAGAACUCGCCCGAGGAGCGUCAGCUCUACUACGUGCGCACGCCGAUCACCAAGAGUCCGUACAACCGACUGAUCGACUGA